UUGCGUUAACCGGAUAGUUCCCCUGUCCUGCUCUGUUGGAGGGGGGUGUCUCCAGCUGUCCGUCCAACCAUCCAUCCGUGGCACUGCUCCCCUUCCUCCCCAACCGUUUACGACUGAAUCAGUUGUAAAAUGUCUUUCGGACGACAAGCAGUGACACUUGCGACAGUUCCUUCACAUUUUUACCAUUUCAUCUGCACACCGACGAACUUCUAAAACGGUGACACCUACGAUAAUCUUCAUAGGAAAUUAACAUCCGGUUAAACUUCUUCGGAAAUUUAUUUCCUUUUUCUAUUAUGUUGAAGAUGCUUAUUUGUUUUGUUACGAGAAUUAUCCUCGAGUAUUAGUUAAGAUAUAAUAAUAUGACAAUCGCUGGUAAUUUCUAAUGUUUGCUAGCUUUGAUUAAUUGGGAUAGCUUUGAAUGACAGUUCUGAAAUCAGAUGAAAUUUACCAAGAACUGUUUUACAUCGCAUGAAAAAUUUUCAAGUAACUACCUUCCUCUCCUUCCUACGUUCUGAAGAAAUUCUAGAGAAUUUUUACCAGAAAAAACAUCCUAAUUUCUUUGUGACAAAUCAAAUGGAAGAUCUUCAUUCUUAACCCUUGAAGCAAAUUUACAAGAAUUGUUCCAUCACGUUGAGAAAAAAUUCUUAGAAAUCUGCGUGUACUUCGAAGAACAUGUAUAUAACACUGACUAUUUUUCCAGAAAGCAGUAUCUCGGAAUAAAACUUCUUGGCUCUAGCAUUUAACAAGCUUCCAAAUCUUCCGUAGAUGCAUCAGUUUACCAUGUUCACAGACGGAGCCCACAUAGCUAUGGAAUCAUCUGUUCACCAAACACGUAAAAUAAAACAAUGUACUAGAAAAGCAUAAAACUUAAGCAAUAUUUGGAACUUCCUGUGCUCUGAAAUGGAAGAUUCAAGGCCAACCAUUGACAGGCAGCCUAACAGAUUCUCAUUGUACAGUAUUGAGAGACUUUUGAAUGCCAGCAGGGAUGUCGUACGAAGGCCGAACAUAGGUGAUAUUCAAGACGUUGUGGGACAUAGAGGUAAAGCAGAGGGUGCCAUCGAUUUCAGCGUGCAUGCCAGAAGCGACCCAACAGCUGCUCUUCGAGACACUUUAUCCAGGCUAGUUCAUCGCCAGGACAGGAGUUCGUUGUCUGAUCUGGGAGUAAUCAAGGAUGAGAAUCCGCCUGGCUCAUCGUCGGCCGAGCCACCCGACCAGCAGGCGAGAGGACCCCUCCACUCACUGGAAUCUACGGAGGAUGGUGAUACUGCUGGAGGGGGAGGAGCAGACAAACCCCGGAAGAUUCGUCGCAGCCGCACUACCUUUACCACCUACCAACUCCAUCAGCUGGAGAGAGCUUUCGAGAAGACUCAGUACCCAGAUGUCUUUACAAGGGAGGAACUGGCGAUGAGGCUGGACCUUAGUGAAGCCAGAGUUCAGGUUUGGUUCCAGAACAGACGCGCUAAAUGGCGCAAACGUGAAAAAGCCAUGGGUCGAGAUAGUCCCAAUCUACCCUCUGGAGUCGAUCUCUUAAUGGGACCACGAACGGAUCUUCCGUCCCUCUACCCGGGCUCUGCUCCCCACUUACAUGGAGGAAUGCCCAUUACACCUUCUGAUCAUCACCUCUGGCCAUUACCAACUGGACUCCAAAAUCCUCUUGGUCUGUCACAUAUGCUGAACUUUAAUAGCAACAAUUCUCCCGGGUUGGGUCCUCCAAGUUUCUUGGGACAUCACCACGGUCCUUCUUGGCCGAAAGCAGUGACACCUCUUAGUUCAGCGUUACUAUCAGUGUACAUGCUCAGCUCUGCUGCUGCUGCGUCUGCGUCCACAUCUUCCUCUACUACAGCACCCUCAGUGACAAGCUUUGCGCAUCAUCAUGCUUUAUCAGCAGCUAAAACGUCUUUUCUCGGACAGCCGCACCUACAACCCAGCUUCCUUGGAAUGGAUUCUGGACCUAUGGUCAAAGGACUCGAUCCCAAUAGAUCAAGCUUGGAUAUUUUGCGUUUGAAAGCCAAAGAGCAUGGGAUGGAAAGAUCCACUUCCCCUACUACAGCUUCCAGGCCGAGUUCUUCCUCUUGAGCAGGGAAAAUAGUAAUUAAGAUAGCUCUUAAUAAUAUUAAAUAUUCGCUCUUAGAGAGACGUUGUUAUGAAUUUCAUGAAUUGCCUAAAAUAGAGAAACUGAGACUCUCAAAUGCUUUUUAUAGUAUUUCGAAGUAAAGAGAGAAAUUUUAGUUCAUUCCUGGUACUUGCUGUAGAAUUCAAUAAAAUGGAAUUACUUUUCUUGGAAAUUAAAAAUUAUGUACAACGUCUACAUAAUACAGCUCAUGUCCAUUAAAUUACAGUGCUUGAAGAAAUAAAACAUAAAUCACGCAUGCUGCAAAUUAUAAAUAACAGAAUCUAAAAAUUUACAAUUAAUUUAGCCAUAUGUAAGA
Molecule: messenger RNA, 2429 nt
Organism: Stegodyphus dumicola
Lineage: Eukaryota; Metazoa; Arthropoda; Arachnida; Araneae; Eresidae
Biological process (GO): regulation of transcription by RNA polymerase II
Molecular function (GO): RNA polymerase II transcription regulatory region sequence-specific DNA binding; DNA-binding transcription factor activity, RNA polymerase II-specific
Source: RefSeq, a predicted model, not a curated record